GGUUCGCUUUCUUCUCUUGCCAGAUUACGCGCCUACUUGUUCUAAUCUUGGCUCAUCAUCACACGCCAAAUUACAUAAAUAUUAAUGAAAGUGUCUGUGCUUUCUUCCUCUUUAACGUUGGCCAUCUCUCCAAAGACUCUGUCUGCAUUUUAAGCUUGUUGCAGUCCCGAGACCCGAGAGCUCUCCCAGUCGUUGCAGUUGCAGGUGAUAUGGGAGGCAUACUGCCAAAGAGGACAAGCAGGAGGAGACCAUAUUCAAAUGGUGGGCAUGCUUGGAAUCCGUCGAGUUCUUGGAGUGAGUAUGGAGGUAAUACUAUGCAGGAUCCGCACCAAACGUGCCUUCGUCAUCACUGCAUGCCUUCUCCGCCGUACAAUUAUGCUACACAACCUUCGCAAGCGCAGACCCGGCAGCGUCGGAAGAUAGUGAACACGAAAUAUUCAAGGAUAGCCGAUAAUUAUCGUUCUUUGUAUGAGGUAACUACCGCUCUCGCCCAAGCUGGUUUAGAGUCUUCUAAUCUCAUCGUCGGGAUUGAUUUCACAAAGAGCAAUGAGUGGACGGGCACAAGGUCAUUCCAACGGCGAAGCCUGCAUCACAUUGGCCAUGGUCAGAAUCCCUAUGAGCAAGCGAUAUCAAUCAUCGGAAAGACUUUAUCCUCAUUCGAUGAGGAUAACCUAAUUCCCUGUUUCGGAUUCGGAGAUGCGUCAACGCACGACCAGGAUGUUUUCAGUUUUUAUCCAGACAAUAGAUGCUGUAACGGAUUUGAGGAAGUUUUGGUGCGAUACAAAGAUGUCGUUCCCUGUCUCCGCCUUGCGGGACCGACAUCCUUUGCACCUGUAAUUGAGAUGGCAAUGACGAUUGUAGAGCAAAGCGGUGGCCAGUACCAUGUCCUGUUAAUUAUAGCUGAUGGGCAGGUGACAAGAAGUGUUGAUACUCAGUAUGGCCAGCUCAGUUCGCAAGAGCAAAAGACAGUUGAUGCAAUCGUGAGAGCUAGCGAAUACCCUCUGUCUAUUGUUUUAGUUGGGGUCGGGGAUGGGCCAUGGGACCUAAUGCAGGAGUUCGAUGAUAACAUUCCUGCGAGAGCCUUUGACAAUUUCCAGUUUGUCAACUUUACCGAGAUCAUGUCCAAGAAUGUGGAUGCAUCUAGAAAACAGGCGGAAUUCGCUCUCGCGGCCUUAAUGGAAGUUCCGUCUCAGUAUAAGGCAACUAUCGAGCUCGGCAUAUUAGGUCAACAAAGGGGGAUUUCCCCAGAGAGAAUUCCUCUUCCUCCGCCUGUUCACAGCAGCAGCUCAAGACCUUACCAAUCAAGAAAUUUUCAGCAAAAGGAAACUCCUUGUCGCGAUGAAUGCUCCCCAACGUUCAGCAGAGCCCCAUCAGCAGUUUCGGCUGAUGACAGUCAGGAUUGUCCCAUAUGUAUGAGCAAUUCAAAGGACAUGGCCUUCGGGUGCGGCCACCUGACCUGCUGUGACUGUGGGGAGAAUCUGCAGUCAUGCCCGAUAUGCCAGAGCACCAUCCAUAUCAGAAUUAAGCUUUAUUGACCGCGCUUUGCCAUUUUACAUCUACUGUUAAAACUACAAGUUGAUCUCAGCUAGCAUUGCUCUAUAUGGAAGUAUAUAGUUGACUUUUAAGUUGGAGUAAAGGGCUAGUCCUC
Rhodamnia argentea is the source of this 1648-nucleotide messenger RNA. Its product is annotated as E3 ubiquitin-protein ligase RGLG1. The coding region runs from base 210 to 1535 and encodes 441 amino acids. NCBI's taxonomy places the organism in Eukaryota, Viridiplantae, Streptophyta, Magnoliopsida, Myrtales, Myrtaceae. The record is from RefSeq and is a predicted model, not a curated record. The transcript is spliced from 12 exons.